Messenger RNA from Mycotypha africana, 375 nucleotides. RefSeq names its product acyl carrier protein-like protein. Lineage: Eukaryota; Fungi; Mucoromycota; Mucoromycetes; Mucorales; Mycotyphaceae. Gene Ontology annotation, biological process: fatty acid biosynthetic process. The record is from RefSeq and is a predicted model, not a curated record. Gene Ontology annotation, molecular function: acyl carrier activity; acyl binding. The transcript is spliced from 2 exons. Bases 1 to 375 code for a protein of 124 amino acids. Gene Ontology annotation, cellular component: mitochondrion.
AUGUUCCGACCUAACGCUCUCCUCAAUGCUGCCAAAAAGGCUGCUACUCUCAGAACUGUCAUGCCGAUGACCAGUGCUACCACCAGCAGGUUGACCGUACCUUUGAGUUACCGUUUCUAUUCCAGUGGAGGACAUGCAGAUAUUGAAGCGCGUGUUAUGGAUAUUUUACAUGGAUUCGAUAAAAUUGAUGCUCAAAAGCUUAAUGUUGAUGCUCAUUUCGUCAACGAUCUCGGUCUCGAUAGUUUAGAUACAGUGGAAGUGAUCAUGGCCAUUGAAGAAGAUUUCUCGAUAGAAAUUCCUGAUAAUGAAGCUGAUGAAAUUAAAUCUGUUAGACAAGCUAUCGACUAUAUUAGUAAGCGUGGUGAUGCUCAUUAG